AUGUCUCCACCUGGUGAUGUGCUCGCUCUGCCCAUCUUCAAGCAGGAGGAGCCCCAGCUGUCCCCUGAGAACGAGACCCGCCUGCCACCCCUGCAGUACGUCCUGUGUGCUGCCACAUCCCCAGCCGUGAAGCUGCAUGAAGAGACACUGACCUACCUCAACCAAGGUCAGUCUUAUGAAAUUCGACUGCUGGAGAAUCGGAAGCUGGGAGACUUUCAAGAUCUGAACACAAAGUACGUCAAGAGCAUCAUCCGCGUAGUUUUCCACGACCGUCGACUGCAGUACACAGAACACCAGCAGCUGGAGGGCUGGCGGUGGAGCCGGCCUGGGGACCGGAUCCUGGACAUCGAUAUUCCACUGUCUGUUGGUAUCUUGGACCCCAGGGCCAGCCCAACCCAGCUGAACGCAGUCGAGUUUUUGUGGGACCCUUCGAAGAGAGCGUCUGCGUUCAUUCAGGUGCACUGCAUCAGCACGGAGUUCACCCCGAGGAAGCAUGGCGGCGAGAAGGGCGUGCCUUUCCGUGUGCAGAUCGACACGUUCAAGCAGAGCGAGAACGGGGAGUACACUGAGCACCUGCACUCGGCCAGCUGCCAGAUCAAGGUGUUCAAGCCAAAGGGAGCAGACCGGAAACAGAAGACUGACCGGGAGAAGAUGGAGAAGAGAACCGCCCAAGAGAAGGAGAAGUACCAGCCGUCCUAUGAAACCACCAUCCUCACUGAGUGCUCUCCGUGGCCCGACGUGGCCUAUCAGGUGAACAGCGCCCCAUCCCCAAGCUACAACGGCUCUCCAAACAGCUUCAGCCUCGGCGAAGGCAACAGCUCGCCAACUCACCCCCACCCAGUGGAGGCCCUGCCGAUGGGCAGUGACCACCUGCUCCCGUCGGCCUCCAUCCAGGACGCCCAGCAGUGGCUGCACCGCAACAGGUUCUCGCAGUUUUGCCGGCUUUUCGCCAGCUUCUCAGGUGCUGACUUGCUGAAGAUGUCUCGAGAUGAUUUGGUCCAGAUCUGUGGCCCCGCAGAUGGGAUCCGGCUCUUCAACGCCAUCAAAGGCAGGAAUGUGAGGCCAAAGAUGACCAUUUAUGUCUGUCAGGAGGUGGAACAGAACCGGGCACCCCUGCAGCAGAAGCGGGACGGUGGCGGGGACAGCAGCCUGUGUGUGUACCACGCCAUCUUCCUGGAAGAGCUGACCACCCUGGAGUUGGUUGAGAAGAUCGCCAACCUGUACAGCAUCUCCCCACAGCACAUCCACCGCGUCUACCGGCAGGGGCCCACGGGCAUCCACGUGGUGGUCAGCAAUGAGAUGGUGCAGAAUUUCCAGGAUGAGUCCUGUUUUGUCCUCAGCACCUUAAAAGCUGAGAGCAGCGACGGCUACCACAUCAUCCUGAAGUGCGGCCUCUGAGCGGCCUCCGCCUCCCGCCCGUGGGCCCCUUGGAUGCAGAAACUGCACCGCUGGAAGCUGCGGCCUCCCUGGCCCGCUGCGGCUGGAAGGGACUUUGCCCGGGGUGAAACCACGGCCCAGCAACCAGCGGAACCCACGGACGCAGAGUCUCUGGCAUGCAGAACGCCGUGGCUCCUCUCCCUUCCUCUUGGCCUUUUUUCCAGACUUGCCACUCUAAAAAGGCAAACAGUGGGGCGUCUGCUCCGAAACCCCUCGCUCUCUUAGCUGGAGGCUGGUUCACCGGCUCUCUUGGUGCCGAUGUAUUGGUUCCUUCUGACCCUCUCCUGCCUCCAGAGAAAGCUCUGCCUCACCCCAGCCUUCGCCUUCUUCUCUGGUAACUGGCUCCAUGACCAAACUGCUGACUAGAUGGGGGCGAUUUGCCACCACAUCUGUCUUCUUGCUGGUUUCCGUUCUCGAUGACCCUGGUGAGCAUCUGUCUGUCCUGCUUUUGGACAGAUUGAUGGGAGUGGGGUUUAUUCUGUGCCUUCUUCUUUCACUUUACCUUGUUUCUGAGGAUCUGCUACUACAAAGCCCAGAGAUGGGCUCACCUCUCUGCGUUGGUGUGGUGGGUACCACAGUAUGCGUGUGGGACCUGCCACACAGA
Molecule: messenger RNA, 2041 nt
Organism: Miniopterus natalensis
Lineage: Eukaryota; Metazoa; Chordata; Mammalia; Chiroptera; Miniopteridae
Source: RefSeq, a predicted model, not a curated record